Molecule: messenger RNA, 1350 nt
Organism: Cladocopium goreaui
Lineage: Eukaryota; Dinophyceae; Suessiales; Symbiodiniaceae
Source: the annotation of a GenBank genome assembly
GACAUGUUGUGGAAAGAAGUGGUGCAGUGAUGUGAAGUGCAAGUCCAAGUGUCACUUUCAAAGAUCAGGCCUUUUCUCUGGGACUUCUUGCAAAUUAUGCUCACACAUCACCCUAGAUCAUGGAUGGAUGCAGGCAAGCAACUUUGAAUGUCCGAAUGCACCAACAUUUACAUCUCAGCGAACUUCGUCAAUAUCAAAAUAGACAUACAUCGCGCUUUAGAGCGGCCGCAAAUUGCACACGGCCCCAUGGCAACGACAUGCCGCAUUGGAGCGCACGACCUGGCCGUGGGACCAGGCAAGGAGGUGCAACUCAUGAGGCCCGCCACUGAGCUGCUUGGACAAAAAGGUUUGCAGCAGCGGCUGAAGGACGAUGGAUAUCUCUACCUGCAGCAGGUGCUGCCCAGAGAUUUGGUGGCUGCGGCGCGGAAAGCCGUGCUUGCUGCCUUGGAGUCGUCUGGAAUGGUCUUGAAAGGUGAAAAUGGGAAAUUGAAUCCUGAGGCCAACUGCGCCACUGAUCAGGGCGCUGUCCCUGCAUCUUUAGCCCGCAGUCCUGAAAUGCUUGCGCUGGUGGAAAGUCAUGAGCUGAAGCAAUUGAUGCAAGAGAUCUUGGGCUCUGAAUCUGUUCAGACUCUGGACCACAAGUGGCUGCGAGCUGUUGGACACGGCGAAAAUAGUGGUUUUCACACUGAUUCAGUGUACUUGAACAAAGGCAGCCGGGAAGGCUUGACCUGCUGGAUUCCUUUGGGAGACGUCGAUCUCCGCUUGGGUGGGCUUUGCGUCGUGGGUCGUUCUCACUGCGAUCCAAGUUUCGACAAGGUAAGACAGACUUACUCAGCGAUUGAUGUGGAAACUGCUGGGAUUCGAGGCACUGGUUGGUUUACUGAAGAUCCUCACGAGAUUUUGUCUUAUGGUUGUCCUUUGCUCACGGCCCCAUUCGCUAUGACAGAUAUGGUGGUGUUUCGUUUGGACACCAUGCAUGGAUCCUUAUCCAACGGGAGCCAGCCAGGUGAGGUACGAAUCUCUUGUGAUACUCGCUGGUAUGACGCCAAUGAUCCACAUGGAGUGGAUGCUAGGUACAUGGGCGAAAAUCCCAUGGGGACUGCCACUUGGUGGGUCAAUCGGCACAAUAAGGAGGUGUUUCCUACCUCUAUGGAGGAAGCCAAAAUAGCCUGGGGAUUGACUUCAUGACUUGUUGGUUACCCGAGAUGGUUUCCAGUAUGUAAAUAUGUUGAUAUUGACGCAGAGAAGCGGCAAAACAUGCCUUCUUCUAUGAUUCCAUACGCUUGUCCAAGGGUGGUUGGCCCGCAGGCGAGAAUGCGUCUGGCAGUUACUUUGAACUGAGGAAAAAGA